CUUUGUCUCUACAAUUUUACUUCCAAUACGCACAACCUCCUGCCCUUCCCCUCGCGGCGCCGCCACCAAUCGGCGCUCUCCUCCCAUCGGGCCCUUCCCAUCUAACACGCGCGCCUCUUGCAGUCUUGCCGCGGAAGCGCUCCAAGCAGUUCUUAUCCUGUAGCCAUUGUCGUUCUCCUCCCAUCUACUGGACUGCCUUCGAGUGGAGAUCCGUCCAGACUUAUUGGUUUUGCUGGUAAGGAAGCCCUAGCCCCCCUAACCCUAGUCCGGCGCAUAAUCCUAGUAACCUGCGCCGCCGCCGGCCGGCCCGCCGCACCGCCACCGCGCAUCCUCCUCCUCCGCUGCCUGCCGGCGCCGCUGCGCCUCCCCGUUCCCCGCCUGGCUGCCUCCGAGCUCCGACGCCGCCUCCCCGGGCGCCCGACGAGGAGCCGAGGAGGAGCAGCCACUCAGCCAGAACCUGACCUGCGCCGCCUGGCCGCCGCACCGCGCAUCCUCCUCCAGUCCUCCUGAGAAGUCCCCCACCUCCUGCUCCGCCUCCGCCGUCUGCAGGCCGCGGUUACGAUGUUUAUUCAGAAGUUCAGAUUUGUUCAUUCAGUUACCAGUGUUUGUCUACUUGUUUUGGUGUCCUAAACACCAGCGUUCCAUUGCAACAGAAACUAGGAGGCCGGCGCGGUCCGUUCCGCCUGCGCGUGCGGGCGGCUGACCCCUCUGGUUAUCGAUCUGCCUCGCAACGAGGACUCGAGGAGCCCAUGGACAUUGUCGUCCUCUUCACCGGAUCACCAGCUGUGAUGAACCGAUGCCGGACAAAUGCAUGUUUGAGCACUGAGAUGUAGUUAGCUUGUUUCUUUGGAGCAAAACAUUGCAAUACAUUAUGAAGAGUGGCGAUGGAAAUCGGAUCAGGCUUCAACCAAAGUGGAGAAAAGUUGCCUAUGGGGGAAGGCAGCCUGGCUACGAUGACAACUACACUGACGAGUCGUUCCUCGAGGAGAUGGUCAUGAAUGCCAGUGUCGUCAAGAGGGACCUUCUGAAAGUGAUGAUAGACUCUGUCUCCAUAUCGCAGUAUCUCUGCAUCGUCGCUCUUGUGGUUUCAACAUGGACCCUUACACUAAACUUGGUCAUUGAUGAGUCCACUCUUCUCAAACUAGAUGUUGGUCUCCUACUGGUUGGGUUCUCGGUCCUCUUGCUCACAACUUGUCCGUUCUCAGUGCAGCUUCUCUCGAAGUAUGUCCUCAAUAUAUCAUUCUUUAUCAGUGGUCUUUAUGUUCUAGCACCAAUUUAUCAUACCCUGACUAGGUCCAUCAGUUCAGAUUCAAUAUGGGCACUUGCUGUGACUCUUCUGCUAGUUCAUCUCUUUUUGCAUGAUUACUCUGGCUCAACGAUAAGACCUCCAGGUGCGCUCAACAACCCGAAGUUGACCAGCAACAUCUCCUUGAAUGCAUCAAUAGUGGCAUCUGUCCUUGUGGCUUCGCGUCUGCCAUCUAGGCUGCAUGUCUUUGCAAUCAUGCUCUUCUCUUUGCAGGUCUUCCUGUUUGCACCCCUCAUUACGUUCUGUAUCAAGAAGUACCACUUUUGGCUUCAUCUGCUAUUCUCCUUUGCGCUGAUGGUUGCAACCCUCAAUGUCACAUACCGAUUGCAUCAGAUGUUCUUCAUUCUACUGUUGGCACUUCUUGUUUUUAUCUCAAUUGUUUGCCCUUACUGGCUUAUAAGGAUUCAGGAGUACAAAUUUGAGAUCAACGGCCCUUGGGAUGAAGCAAAACUCUGCUUUGAUAUAACUGAGUAACAGCGCAAACAAGUGCAGAAGAUUGGUUUGAUUGUAUCUAUAGCUAAUGUGCUUCAGUCGUCUUAGCAUAUCAUGUGGAUGUAUACACUCUCAACAAAUUUAUUUUGUUACCGUGACUAUUA
Phragmites australis (common reed) is the source of this 1902-nucleotide messenger RNA. Its product is annotated as phosphatidylinositol N-acetylglucosaminyltransferase subunit C. Gene Ontology annotation, biological process: GPI anchor biosynthetic process. The transcript is spliced from 2 exons. Gene Ontology annotation, cellular component: glycosylphosphatidylinositol-N-acetylglucosaminyltransferase (GPI-GnT) complex; membrane. The record is from RefSeq and is a predicted model, not a curated record. Bases 872 to 1780 code for a protein of 302 amino acids. NCBI's taxonomy places the organism in Eukaryota, Viridiplantae, Streptophyta, Magnoliopsida, Poales, Poaceae.